Agelaius phoeniceus (red-winged blackbird) is the source of this 3129-nucleotide messenger RNA. Lineage: Eukaryota; Metazoa; Chordata; Aves; Passeriformes; Icteridae. The record is from RefSeq and is a predicted model, not a curated record.
AUGUCCUCCCCUCCCCGUGCCGAUGUCACCUUUGGGGACGACGUCGAUGACCUGAUGGAUUCCCUGGGACUCGGCAGUGACGGAGCCGGGAGCGCGCCGGGAACGCCCAGGGGCCAGGGGCUCCGGAAGGGCCGCGCCGGGACCCAGGAGCAGCCGGGAAAGGCGGAAUUCCAGAGGGAUCCCAAGGGGCAGGAGCAGCCAGGGCCGGGCGGGGCCCGGGCGGAGCCGGGAUUUCCCUUCGGAUCCUAUGAGCCCUCGGUGGCCUCGGGGACCGGGCGGAGACGGGGACGGAGGUGCUCCAUUGGGAGCAGCUCCCGACGUCCCUCCGGGGCCGCCUGGCUGGGGCUGAAGGACGAGGAUUUCCUGGGACUGGGGGACGAGGAUUUCCCGGGACUGGGACAGAAGGACAAGGAUCCCUCAGGACUGGGACAGAAGGACAAAGAUUUCCUUGGAUUGGGACAGAAGGACAAGGAUCCCUCAGGACUGGGACAGAAGGACAAGGAUUUCCUUGGACUGGGACAGAAGGACAAGGAUCCCUCAGGACUGGGAUCAAAGGACGAGGAUUUCCUGGGAUUGGGAUCAAAGGAUGGAGAUUUCCUUGGAUUGGGACAGAAGAACAAGGAUCCCUCCGGAUUGGGACAGAAGGAUGAUUUCCCAGGACUGGAACCAAAGGACAAGGAUUUCCUGGGAUUAGGACAGAACGACAAGGGUCCCUCAGGAUUGGGAUCAAAGGACGAGGAUUUCCCAGGACUGGGAUCGAAGGACAAGGAUUUUCUUAGACUGGGACAGAAGGACAAGGGUCCCUCAGGAUUGGGACAGAAGGACAAGGACUUCCUUGGAUCGGGACAGAAGGACAAGGACUUCCUUGGAUCAGGACAGAAGGACAAGGGUCCCUCAGGAUCGGGAUCAAAGGACAAGAAUUUCCCAGGAUUGGGGGACAAGGAUUUCCUUGGAUUGGGAUCGAAGGACGAGGAUUUCCUGGGAUCGGGACAGAAGAACCAGGAUCCCACAGGACUGGGGGACAGGGAUUUCCUGGGAUCGGGACAGAAGAACCAGGAUCCCACAGGAUUGGGGGACAGGGAUUUCCCGGGAUCGGGACAGAAGAACCAGGAUCCCACAGGAUUGGGGGACAGGGAUUUCCCGGGAUCGGGACAGACGGACGAGGAUUUCCCGGGACCAAAGGCCGAGGACCCCCCGGGCCCCGGCGCCCCCGGACCCCUGCGGAAUUCCCACCCCCGGAGGGUCCCGGAGCCCCCCGAGCCCGGCAGGUUGGAGCCCCCCAGGUUCGGGACGCGGCCCCACGGGCAGGUGGCAGCAGGUGACACGGCACAGGUGGCACAGGUGGCAGCAGCCGUGCAGGAGGUGCCGGGUCCUGCCACGCCCGCUCAGGAGGAUCUGCUGUGGGAUCCAUCCCUGCCCCGCCCGGAGCAUCCCCGUGCUCUCCCGUCCUGGCUCUGCCCCGAGCAUCCCGCAGCCAUCCCGGCCCGGAGGCGCCAGGUGGGUCCUGGAGCUCUCCCAUCCCAGCCCCACCAGCACCAGGAGGAUCUGGGAUCUCUCCCAUCCCAGCCCCACAAGGAUUUGGGAUCUCUCCCAUCCCAGCAGCACCAGGAGGAUCUGGGAUCUCUCCCAUCUCAUCAGGAUUCCCAAGUUCUCCAAUCCCACCAGCAUUCCCAGGACCAUCCCGGCUGUGGGGUCGCCCUGCGGACCCUCCAGGCCCGGCUGGAGGAGCUGGAGAACCAGGUGCGGACGCUGGAGCUGGAGCGGGCGCGGUGGGGACGGGUCCUGCAGGAGCUCCCGGAGAGCUGCCACAGAUCCCAGGAUCACCCCCGAAUCACCCUGGAUCUCCCCAGAUCCCAGGACCAGCCCAGACCCCAGGAGCAGGACGAGCAGCUCACAGCGCUCCAGGCCCGGCUGUGCCAGCAGCAGCGGGACGCGGAGCGGGAGCAGAGCCGGCUCCAGGAGGCCGUGGCUGACUUGGAGACCAGGCUGGGGGAGCGGGAGCAGCUCCUGGAGCAGGAGCGCCGUCGCGCCGCAGCCGAGCGCAGCCGGGCGGAUUCUCUGCGGGAGGCGCUGGAGGAGCAGCGGCGCCUCUCGGCUCAGCUGCUGGCCAUGGAGAGGGCGGCGCUGGACGAGGCCAAGGGCGCGUGGCUGGAGGAGCAGCGGGCGGAGCUGCGGGAGCGCUCCGAGGAGCGGCGGCGCCUGGCGGCCGCCUGGGCCGAGCUGCGCUCGCGGGAGCGGCUGGGCCGGGAGCGGGAGGAGCAGCACAAGGAGCGCGCCCUGGGCCUGGACGCGGCGCUGAGGAGCCUGGCCAAGGAUCAGGCAGAGCUGAAGUUCCGGAGCAGGGAGAUGAGAUCCAAGGAGGAGCAGCUGGAGAGGGACAGGGAGGAGCUGGAGGAGGCCUGGCGGGAGCUGAGGCUGCAGAAGGAGAAGGUUCUGAGGGCUGAGCAGCGCCUGCAGGAGCGGGAGGAGGAGAUCCGUGACCUGGCGGAGCGCUCGCUGCAGCAGCAGCAGGAGGCGCUCGCUGCAGCAGCACGCUCGCUGCAGCAGCAGCAGGAGGGCCAGCGGGCGCUGCGGGAGUCGCGCCGGGCGCAGCAGGAGCAGCGGCAGCGGCUGCAGGAGCUGCAGGAGCAGCAGGAGCGGCUGCGGCAGCAGGAGCAGCGCCUCACACAGGGCCGGCGGAGCCUGGAGCGGCAGCGGGAGCAGCUCCGGGAGCUGCAGGAGGAGCUGGGCCCCGCCUUGGGGACAGGGACAGCGCUGGGGACAGGGACAACGCUGGGGACACUGCCAGGGACACUGCCAGGGACGGGGACAACGCUGGGGGCUCCCGGGUUCCUGCCAACACUCCUUGGGGACAUUGGGGACACUCUGCUGUCCCCUCCUGCAGGGGCUCCCGGGUUCCUGCCAGCCUUGGGGACACUCCUUGGGGACACUGGGGACAGCGCGGCCGCACUCUACGGACACGUCCUGCUGCUGAAACACCGUGCCAGGAUGGACCAGGAUUUCCUGGAGAGCGAGCGGCAAUUCCUGGAGAGCCUGAAAAAAGGGCCCUGAGCCCCGGGACGGCAAAAUGGAGCCUGGGCAAAAGGAAAAGAAACAUUUAAAAUUAAAUAAAAAUUCCCUGCUGAGAAA